AUGGACACUAAGGACCAGCAACAGCCCGGCGCGGCCGGCGAGAACAAGCCCGAGGCCCAGAAGGCGCCGAAGCAGGCGCAAGGCCAGGCGGGAAGGAAGAAGCCCGAUGCGCAGAAGAAGCAGGCCAGCCCCGUUGAGAAGAAGGACGACAAGCCGGCCGAGCCCGCGCCGGCAGCUGAGGAGGCCAAGCCCGAAGAGGCCAAGCCUGAAGAGGCCAUGCCUGAGGCAGCUAAGCCCGAGGAGGCCGAGAAGAAGGUCGACGAGGCGAAGGACGACAAGCCUGUCGAGGAGGCUGAGAAGAAGGCCGAGGAGACCAAGCCUGAGGACAAGGUUGACGCCGCCAAGGAUGAGGCGAAGCCUGAGGACAAGGCAGAGGAGGCCAAGGACAAGGCUGAAGACAUCAAGCCUGAGGACAGGGUACAAGAGGUUGAGGACGAUGCCGAGAAGGCCGCGCCCGAGACCAAGCCCAAGAAGGAGAAGAAGGAGGCGCCCAAGAAGAGCAAGAAGAAGCAGCCCGAGCCCGAGCCCGAGUCGGAGUCUGAAGAGGACUCGGACGACUACUCGGAAGACGAAUCGGGUUCUGACGACUACUCUGACUCUGACGACUACUCCGAGUCCGAGUCCGAAGAGGAGGAAGAGGAGGAGGAGAAGCCCAAGGGUCGCACUGCACAGAGGCCAUCCAAGGGCCGCUCGCAGCCGUCGUGGAUGAAUGGCGACCGGGACGCGAAGAACAAGCAAAUGUCGCGCCGCGGCCGCAACCAGGGCGGCGAGGACGCGUACCGCCAGCAGCAGAUGAUGCAGCAGCAGCAGAUGCAACAACAGCAGAUGCAGCAGCAGCAGGGCGGUGGCGGCGGCGGCAAGGACCCCCUCAAGCUGAGGCUAGACCUCAACCUCGAGAUUCAGAUUGAGCUCAAGGCGCGGAUCCACGGUGAUCUGACGCUGGCUUUGCUGUGA
Molecule: messenger RNA, 954 nt
Organism: Verticillium nonalfalfae
Lineage: Eukaryota; Fungi; Ascomycota; Sordariomycetes; Glomerellales; Plectosphaerellaceae
Exons: 2
Coding region: 1-954 (317 amino acids)
Source: RefSeq, a predicted model, not a curated record